Pseudozyma flocculosa PF-1 is the source of this 1029-nucleotide messenger RNA. RefSeq lists its product as uncharacterized. Gene Ontology annotation, biological process: pyruvate decarboxylation to acetyl-CoA. The coding region runs from base 1 to 1029 and encodes 342 amino acids. Lineage: Eukaryota; Fungi; Basidiomycota; Ustilaginomycetes; Ustilaginales; Ustilaginaceae. The record is from RefSeq and is a predicted model, not a curated record. Gene Ontology annotation, cellular component: pyruvate dehydrogenase complex. The transcript is spliced from 2 exons. Gene Ontology annotation, molecular function: dihydrolipoyllysine-residue acetyltransferase activity.
AUGGCAUCUCGACACGUCCUCGCCACGCUCGGCCGCAACCUGGCCUCGACCUCUUCGGCCGUCCCCAACACCAGCUUCGCCCGCCGAUGCAUGAGCACGAGCGUCGUGCGCCAUGCCAUCUCCAACUUCACCAUGCCCGCCAUGUCGCCCACGAUGACGUCGGGCGGCGUGGCGACGUGGAAGGUCAAGGAGGGCGAGUCGUUUAGCGCCGGCGAUGUGCUCCUCGAGAUCGAGACCGACAAGGCCACCAUGGACGUCGAAGCGCAGGACGACGGCAUCAUGGCCAAGAUUGUCGUCCAGGAGGGUGCGAAGGACGUCCAGGUCGGCAAGGUCAUUGCCGUCCUCGCGGAGGAGGGAGACGAUAUCUCCAACGUCGAGGUGCCAAAGGAGGACGAGCAGGCUUCGCAGCCGCAGCAGCAGCAGCAGCAGGAGAAGGACGCCGAGACGAGUUCAGGACCCACGUCUUCGCAGCAGUUCGGACAGGAGGCAAAGAGCAGCCCGCAUCCGUCGACGCAGACUGGCGCAUCCACCGGCGGCGCCGCGCCCGGAUCCUCGUCCUCAACGUCGCACCACCAGUCCAAGGGCCCCAUGUUCCCCUCGGUGCAGCGGCUAAUCGCCGAAAACAACAUCCAGGACGCCGAGUCCAAGAUCAAGGGCACCGGCAUCCGCGGCAUGAUCACCAAGGGCGACGUCCUCGCCUUCCUCGGCAGGGCAAAGAGCCCCACGGGCACCUUCAAGGAGGCAAAGGGCGGCAUCGCCGUGCUCGGGCCCAGCCAGGCCUUCCCCAAGAAGGCAUCCGGCGCCAACGCGGCCUCGUCGGGUGAUGCCAAGAAGGUUAGCGAGCCUCUGACCGGCACCGAGCUGCGUUCGCUCAUCAUUGGCGGCCUCGCAGCAUCGGCAGCGGCCCGCAAGACCCGGCCUGCUCCCACGCCAGCCCCGGCACCGGAGCCUGCGCCCGUGGCACCCAAGAAGGUCGUCACCCGCAAGGACGGCAUCCGAUCCGACGACCCGCUCUGGUCGCUCUUCUGA